AUGGUGCAUAAAUUUCAAGAACAAAUAGUUCUUCCAGUCAGCCGAAUACGAUGUGUUACAUCUCAAGUUAUAUCUUGCAUGCCGCCAAACUUCCUGUUACUAGACCUUGGCAUGGCAAUCAGCUUUGCAACGAUUGCAGUGCCUAGUCUACUUAACGCCAGCGAGGGCUUGUCGUUGGACGAAACUCAAGCAUCAUGGUUUGGAAGUCUUUCAUAUUUAACACAACCGGUUGGAGCAUUACUCUCGGGUCCUAUAGUAGACUACUGUGGACGAAAAAGAGCCAAUUUUCUCGUUAACAUACCACAUCUUGUUGCUUGGAUACUUAUGUACUUUGCUUGGAAUCCACCAUCACUUUUCAUAGCUAAUGCUCUUCUUGGACUUGGAACUGGUGUCAUGGAAGCACCAAUCAAUUCUUAUGUGGGAGAAAUCAGCGAACCCUCCGUGCGAGGCACCCUCUGCACUGUAACCCAACUAUUUAACUCAAUCGGAGUGUUCGCCAUGUAUUUUCUGGGCACAGUGGUGAACUGGCGGAACGCGGCACUGAUCAGUCUUAUAGUACCUAUCAGCUCCAUGGCGUUUGCGUUUUUGGUCCCAGAAACCCCAGUGUGGUUGCUCUUUAGAGGUCGAGAAAACGAAGCCCUGAAGUCUCUGUGUUACUUACGUGGAUGGACAACACCAGAAAACGUGAGAGAGGAGUUUAACAGCCUGGUCAAUUAUAGCAAGAAGCUGCAGAAAUGCGCAAUUUGCUAUAAAUUUGAUGACGAAGACACAGGGAAAGAUUGUAAACAUUUUAAGAUGAAUGCUUUUAAGAGAUCAAUCUACAAAUUUCGAUACAUAAUGUUAAGAAAAGAAACGACAAGACCUUUAAUGUUGGUCAUGAUGUACUUCUUGUUCUUCGUCAUGAGCGGUCUCACACCCAUACGACCGAACAUGGUCAACAUUUGCGGCGCGCUGGGAAUGUCACAGGAUGGCAAAGAUGUUGUACUUAUGGUAGGUGUCAUCACCUUUCUCACAAGCAUCAUAGUGGUUGUUAUGAUAAAGAUCGUUGGCAAACGCAAGCUUGCCAUAUCGGCAAUGCUCGGAACAGCCUUCUUUUGUGCAAGUCUUAGCAUCUAUGCUAAAAAUAAUUUGGAUGACUCAGUGUAUUCAUACGACACUGACACGUUCCCAGAGGAAAAAAGUCAUGUGCCAUUGGUACUGUUCUAUUUAAUGGCUAUGUGUACUGGAUUGGGAAUUCCUUGGGUGCUACUGGGAGAAGUGUUUCCAUUUCGGAGUCGUGCUUCAGCUCAAGGUGUAGCCGCUGCUAGCAACUAA
Parnassius mnemosyne (clouded apollo) is the source of this 1314-nucleotide messenger RNA. Lineage: Eukaryota; Metazoa; Arthropoda; Insecta; Lepidoptera; Papilionidae. The record is from the annotation of a GenBank genome assembly.